GGUAAGUAUUUAGAAACGCAGAAAUCAAUGUUCCUGAGUUCUUUGCAUUCUCUCUGAACCCUUUAGCUUUAAUUCCUUCAACACCGAUCUUCAUCCACAUUACUCUUUGGAUUUUGCAUGGAAACCUCAACGCUUCAUCAUAGCCCUAAUUUUGGGCUAAUUAUGUUACCAAAUAUGAAUUUGGACGUAGCCACAACCUACCUUCAAUAUGAUGUUUAUCGCUACUUUUGGUACACUAUUCAUACUGAUGGGAAGCUUCCCAGAGAUAGAGCAUGUGGUGGAAGUUCCACUUCUCUCCAAGGCCACUUCCACUACUUCCCACAACCACAAGGGUGGCUUCAGAACCUUGCCUUUCAUCAUAGCAAAUGAGGCAUUUGAGAGGCUGGCUAGCAUUGGACUAAUGCCUAACAUGAUAUUGUACUUGACAAGAGAGUAUGGCAUGGAAACUGCUGCUGCCACCAAUUUCCUCUUGUUAUGGUCUGCUGCCACCAAUUUCACACCCCUCAUUGCUGCUUUGCUUGCAGACUCUUGGGUCGGUCGAUAUUCCAUGAUUGCUUUUGGUUCUGUUACUAGCCUGUUGGGAAUGGUUCUUCUAUGGUCAACAACCAUGAUUCCAAGGCAAAUUUCCAACCAAUUAACCAAUGUCUAUAACUCCACUUCAACAAUGCAACUUUUGAUCUUACAUUCCUCUUUUGCCCUUAUGGCCAUUGGAGCUGGAGGCAUAAGAUCAUCCUCUUUAGCCUUCGGUGUUGAUCAGUUAAGCAUGAAGGACAAAGAUGGGAAUGUUAAGGAAAGUUACUUCGGAUGGUACUAUGCUUCGGUCACAUUGUCAAUACUUCUUGGUCUAACUGGUGUUGUUUACAUUCAAGAAACCAUGGGAUGGAAAGUGGGGUUCGGAAUUCCUGUUAUCUUAAUGUUCAUAUCGACUAUAUCUUUUUUCUUAGCUUCUCCAUUUUAUGUCAAGCUAGAGACCAAAAAGAACAUGGUGAGUGGGUUAGCUCAGGUCAUUGUAGCCUCUUAUAGAAAUAGACUUGUUCAGUUGAAUCAGGAAUAUGGAAAUUUGACAUACUACCAUGAGAAGGAUUCGAUUCUCCUAGUGCCAAGUGAAAGUUUGAGGUUUCUCAACAAAGCAUGCAUGAUUAGAGAUCCCUCGCAAGAUCUCAAACCAGAUGGAAGGCCUUUGAAUCCAUGGAAUCUUUGCACAGUGGAUCAAGUGGAAGAACUAAAGGCACUUCUCAGGGUAAUUCCAAUUUGGACAGCAGGAAUCAUGCUCACUGUGAAUGUUAGCCAAGGUUCUUUCCUGGUGCUCGAGGCAUCGUCCAUGGACCGCCACGUCACUUCAAACUUUGAAAUUCCUUCAGGCUCCUUUGGAACAUUCAUGAUUAUAUCGGUAGUACUUUGGGUUAUACUCUAUGACCGUGUUUUAGUCCCAGCUGCAUCGUUGAUACUGGGACGGCCCGCAUGCUUAGGAUCAAAACAGAAAAUAGGACUUGGCCUAUUUUCAUCUUGUGUUUCAAUCGCAUCAUUAGCAAUAGUAGAGAACAUUAGGCGUGGGAUUGCAAUCGAUCAAGGCUAUUCGGAACAACCACAAGCCGUGGUGAACUUGUCCGCCCUAUGGCUCCUGCCACGGCAAAUCCUUGACGGAUUGGCCGAGGCAUCAGCCUGCAUUGGACAAAACGAGUUCUUUCUGGCCGAGCUUCCCCAAUCGAUGUCUAGCUUGGCGUCCACGCUAGGUGGCCUGGGAAUGUCUGUGGGGAAUUUGGCAGCAAGUUUUGUUCUGAGUGGUGUUGAUGGUGUUACUGGAGGAGGAGGAAAUGAGAGUUGGCUUUCAAGCAACAUAAACAAGGGUCAUUAUGAUUACUAUUAUGCAUUCAUUUUUAGUUUGUGCAUUGCAAAUUUUGGAUAUUUUAUUUACUGUAGUAAAGCUUAUGGCCCUUGUAAGGGUAAUGGAAAGUAUAAUUUUAAGUAGAUAAAGAUAGAUAGAGAGAUAUACAGGUGAUUGCUUCUUAAAGUUAUCCA
Molecule: messenger RNA, 2019 nt
Organism: Arachis stenosperma
Lineage: Eukaryota; Viridiplantae; Streptophyta; Magnoliopsida; Fabales; Fabaceae
Product: protein NRT1/ PTR FAMILY 1.2-like
Exons: 5
Coding region: 209-1969 (586 amino acids)
Biological process (GO): transmembrane transport
Cellular component (GO): plasma membrane
Molecular function (GO): transmembrane transporter activity
Source: RefSeq, a predicted model, not a curated record